AUGCAGGUCGGGGCGGUGCCGCGGCCCCCGGGAGCCCCGGGCGGGACGGAAGGGUCUGAGGGGAGGCGGCCGUCAGUCCCGCGCCAUCGCCGGACCCCGCUGCAAACCGGGCGGCCGGAGGGCGGUGGUCCAAGGGUCCAGGGGCCUGUGGCGCCGCCGCGGCGCGCACCCGGAGGGGCAGCCGGAGCGCGAGCCAGCCGCCGCGGCCCCUGGGGGAGAGGCCGGAGCGCGCGACCUCCCUCUCCCGCUCCUCGUGCUUCACCUAGAGCACUCUUCGCCUCCCCUCACCCCACCCCUUUGGCGCACACCUCCCCACACGUACACACGCGCGCGGGCACCGCGCACUCACUCACGCACACCCCGAGUGGGUGUGAUCUCAGAGCCGGGAUGCGCUCUCGCGCCCGGAGUUCACACUGGGCCUCGACCAAAACCUCCAGAGCAGGCAAGCUGCCCUUUGGGCUACGCUAUUUAGGCAUGACUAAGAGAUAUUGUGAAAUUACAACCCAACAAUGCUUUGUGGGACAGGCAUUCCCACACCUAAGAAAUUGUCCAGCGUUGAACCAGCAUGUCUCAAAAUGGCAUCUGUGGAUGAACUGCAGGCGGCUGGAGACAGAUUUGCUGACCUCUAAUUGUCGAGGAUCUUCAUCUUUGGAAAUACCAAUCAUCUUUCACAUGGAUGGAACCCUAACACGAAAAACCUGACACUUAACUCCUCAAAUAGGGGAUAAUCAAACUUCUGUAAGAAUCACCCUGGACACAACUGGUCCAAGUUGCCGGGUCUCUCCCCUGGAUUUGUGCAAUAAUGUAAGUCAUCUCCCUACUUCUUCUCAUAACCUAUAUGCAACACAGCAGCCA
Phacochoerus africanus (Common warthog) is the source of this 855-nucleotide messenger RNA. RefSeq names its product translation initiation factor IF-2-like. The record is from RefSeq and is a predicted model, not a curated record. The transcript is spliced from 4 exons. NCBI's taxonomy places the organism in Eukaryota, Metazoa, Chordata, Mammalia, Artiodactyla, Suidae. Bases 1 to 702 code for a protein of 233 amino acids.